This is a messenger RNA of Saxophila tyrrhenica, 1266 nucleotides long. RefSeq names its product 26S proteasome regulatory subunit 6B (gene RPT3). Gene Ontology annotation, molecular function: ATP binding; proteasome-activating activity; ATP hydrolysis activity. The transcript has a single exon. Gene Ontology annotation, cellular component: proteasome regulatory particle, base subcomplex. The record is from RefSeq and is a predicted model, not a curated record. NCBI's taxonomy places the organism in Eukaryota, Fungi, Ascomycota, Dothideomycetes, Mycosphaerellales, Extremaceae. The coding region runs from base 1 to 1266 and encodes 421 amino acids. Gene Ontology annotation, biological process: proteasome-mediated ubiquitin-dependent protein catabolic process.
AUGGCCACCGCCGACGUCCUCUCGCCAUCCACAAUGGAAGCGCCUCACAAACGCCAGGUCCCCAGUUCCGGCCUGGCCAAUCUCGACUCUAUUGAAGGCCUCACAGACUCCGACGACCAAUAUGCCACAUACAAGAAGCUGCAGCGGCAAUUGGAGUACAUCAAGCUGCAAGAGGAGUACAUCAAAGAUGAGCAGCGCAGUCUGAAGCGAGAACUGGUGCGCGCACAGGAGGAGAUCAAGCGGAUACAGAGCGUACCCCUAGUCAUCGGGCAGUUUAUGGAGGCGAUCGACCAAAACAGUGGCAUUGUGCAGAGCAGCACCGGCAGCAACUACGUGGUGCGGAUACUGAGCACGCUGGAUCGGGAGCUGCUCAAACCAAACUCCUCCGUUGCGCUGCACCGACACUCCAACAGCCUGGUUGACAUCCUGCCACCGGAGGCGGACAGCAGCAUUGCCAUGCUUGGUGCGGACGAGAAGCCGGAUAUCAGCUACGCCGACGUCGGAGGUCUGGACAUGCAGAAGCAGGAGAUUCGGGAGGCAGUCGAGCUUCCGCUGCAGCAGUUUGACCUCUACAAGCAGAUCGGCAUCGAUCCACCGCGCGGUGUCUUGCUGUACGGCCCACCUGGUACCGGCAAGACUAUGCUUGUCAAAGCCGUCGCCAACAGCACUACCGCCUCCUUCAUCCGUGUGGUUGGCUCAGAGUUCGUGCAAAAGUACCUCGGAGAAGGCCCACGUAUGGUGCGUGAUGUCUUCAGGAUGGCGCGCGAGAAUAGCCCGUCCAUCAUCUUCAUCGACGAGAUCGACGCCAUUGCAACGAAGCGUUUCGAUGCGCAAACCGGAGCGGACAGAGAAGUGCAGCGUAUCCUGCUCGAACUUCUCAACCAAAUGGACGGCUUCGACCAGACCUCCAACGUCAAAGUCAUCAUGGCCACCAACCGUGCCGACACUCUCGACCCAGCUCUUCUGCGACCGGGUCGGCUAGACAGGAAGAUCGAAUUCCCGUCCCUCCGCGACCGCCGUGAGCGACGUCUGAUCUUCAGCACUAUCGCGUCGAAGAUGAGCUUGUCGCCCGAGGUGGAUCUGGACAGCUUGAUCGUGCGCAACGACCCGCUGUCGGGUGCCAUCAUUGCGGCGGUGAUGCAGGAGGCUGGGUUGAGGGCGGUGCGGAAGAACAGGUACAACAUCAUUCAGCAGGAUUUGGAGGACGCGUACACCAGCCAGGUCAAGGGGGCGAGUGAGGCGGACAAGUUUGACUUCUACAAGUAG